AUGGCUAACAAUCGGUUCGGUUUAUUAUUCGAGGACGAUGAUGACAAGACCGUCGUACUUCCUCUACCCAAGAAGGUAUCCGUUGUGGCCGGAAAAAAGACAUCCGUGGAUCGUCCAUUUGUAGAAAACGUGAAGAAAACUGAAAUAGAGAAUAAGUCAGGAGUUCUGAACAAAAACAAUGCGGGACAAAAGGCAAAUGCCGGUGCCAGCAUUGUGAUGAAGCCACAACGCUCUGCAAGUUUAAGUGUCAACAGCAACACUUUGGCCGAAAACAAUUGGCCAGAUUACAACAAUGAGGUUGGCAAGCGUCCGGGCAAGGCAUAUUCAGCACGUUACCGCAAAAUGGAGAAAUGCGGUAGUCGCAAACGUGAGUUUGAUCGCCAGUCUGGAUCUAAUAAGACUGGCGUGAAGGCCGUGGAGAAACGCAAAGGCGGUGGGGCACAUAACUGGGGAUCUGUGAAGCAGGGCAUCGAUGAUCUCAAGCAGGUGGACAUGGACAAUGAGGACUCUGGCAAUGAGGAAGCUGUUGCCGAGCCUUUAAUCGAUGAUACACACAAGCAAAUGGGUCUCGAUGAGUGGAAGGCUCUCAAGGAGCAGCGUCCCAAGCCCAAUUACAAUCUGCGCAAAGCUGGCGAGGGCGAGAACAACGCGGAAUGGCGAAAGAUGAUUGCUUUGGCCAAAAAGAAACAGUUGAACGCUGGAAAGGAUUCUAUCAAGCUCAACGCCAGUCUUGGACGUAAAACUGCUGAAGAGAAAAUGCUCCAAGGUGGAGCAGAGUCUGUCGUUACUAAGGGCAAAAAGCGUCGCUCGAAGCUGGUGCCAUUGAAAGCCAUCUAG
This is a messenger RNA of Drosophila albomicans, 837 nucleotides long. RefSeq lists its product as uncharacterized. The record is from RefSeq and is a predicted model, not a curated record. The transcript has a single exon. Gene Ontology annotation, cellular component: cytoplasm; nucleus. Bases 1 to 837 code for a protein of 278 amino acids. Gene Ontology annotation, molecular function: RNA binding. NCBI's taxonomy places the organism in Eukaryota, Metazoa, Arthropoda, Insecta, Diptera, Drosophilidae.